AUGUGCGACCGUACUCCUAACUUUGUUGUUGGUAAUGCUUCUGAAGGAAGAACUGGCUGUGUAAAUGAACGUUCACAACAUAAGAAAGAUAUGCAAAAGUUCUGGAAGGGGGCAAUCAAAGAACGUGAAAAAGAAAAUCAACUUGCCAUCUGGAAAAAAGGGAAGAAACGAAGACUUACCGAGCUGGAGUUAUCAGCAAUACCUCCACCAAUAUAUUAUCCUGACUUAGAUAAAAGCACUACAACUACUCCAUCUCCAGUAAAGAAGUUAACUCUUUAUCAAUUUGACCUUUAUAUUAAACUAUAUCCACGUCCAACUUUUAAAAGUUAUGAUAAAUCAUAUGAUAUCUCAAAUGAAGAAGCUGUAAGAGGAGCUUUAAAGAACAAUAGACCUAAAAACAAACCACGUGCUCUUUAUAUCUCUCUUACAAUAGAAAUAGAAUCAAGGAAUCCAUCAAUCUUCCAGUGUUAUUCUUAUAUUCAACAUCUGUCUAGAUCUGAUACUGAAUAUCCAAGUCUAAAAGAAAAAUCACCUUCAUCACUAUCAAUUUUUUAUGAAAAUGAAACUUUAAAAUCCACCUAUUAA
Molecule: messenger RNA, 585 nt
Organism: Funneliformis geosporum
Lineage: Eukaryota; Fungi; Glomeromycota; Glomeromycetes; Glomerales; Glomeraceae
Source: the annotation of a GenBank genome assembly